Molecule: messenger RNA, 8578 nt
Organism: Cinara cedri
Lineage: Eukaryota; Metazoa; Arthropoda; Insecta; Hemiptera; Aphididae
Source: the annotation of a GenBank genome assembly
AUGACUGCAAUGACUGCCGCAAAUCAAAAUACUAGGGUAAUUUAUGACAUGAAUAUUAUGGCUUGAAAAAGUUUUUUCUUAACUGAGUUAUAACUGUAGUUAAUUGUAUGUUUUACCCUUAACACUGUAAACGUACCUAUAGUGUUAAAUUUUUUCUUCGUUAACUUUUAACUGAAGGCCAAUUUUAUUGAAUUAACUUGCAAGUUAAUCAUUUUCAUUAGGUUUCCCGCCUCUGAUAAUAAUUUGGAACUUAUAAAAAAUUUUGAGUUGCUCGAAAAAUAAAUCCGGUGAAAUGAAACGGCGGCGAAAUGGGAGCUGACCAAUUUAUCGCACGGUUUUUAAUAUUUGGGUAUUUUAAAAUUGAAACAUGUUUCAAUUAGAGGAGCAAUUGUUUUUCAAACUGUUUAAGACCUAAUAGCUCUAAGAGUUCUGUUUCGAGAUCCGCCUUAUUUGUUACAAUAUGAUGUGAAAUUGGACAUGCGUUUUCGAUGGCAUUAACUAAAACACUGAAAGUCUCGAAAUCGUUCUUCGAAGUCGAAAAAUAGAAAUUCGAGUUUGGGUCCAUAGUUACGUACAAUUAAUUUGUGUAUCUGAUUCUAUCAAACACUGUUCCACUCGUACUUUUUCCAAACAUGAAAAAUUAUUAAAAUUAUUUAAUUCUAUCUAUAAACCACUUAUAAAAAGUUUUGGUUUAUUUUUAAAACUAAAUACUAUUUUGUACUAAGAAAUUUUGAUCUCGAAGAAUGAGAGACACAUUUAACGUUUCUAAAUGUGUUGUUGCACGAUGUCAGUAAAACAAAUGUCAUUUAUUAUUUUUUUCUAUUACUCCGAUCGGUUCUGGGAAUUAAACAAAUGUAUACGGGUAGGCGGUGUUCGAAAAACAAAUGUACGGCGAUUACGGCGAGUAAAAUACGAAAACAGCGUUAACAAAAAUAUACGUCCCGAAACGGUUAGGUACCAACGCAAAAAUACGGGCGAAACAAUUAUUUAUUUAUUUUUUUUUUUUUCCGAUUGUGCGCCAUCACCUAUAUACCUAUAUACGCGCGUAAUAGUUAUUAAUGCGAUAACAAUAAUAUAAUGGCCGACGGUUUAAUAACACCCCGAAACAAACCGACGUCAAAACCCAUUUGUGAAUUGUCCGUCGCCACCAUCAUCGCGUCGCCGGGAUAUUUUCCAAAAAACAGUGUCGCGACACCUCGAAACCCGAAUAUUCGAACGUCGUUUUGUCCGGUACCGGCUACAAUGAUAACGGUCCAUACAAAUCCAGCGUGACACCCGCACCCGUUAACGACGUGCGAAGUCUGCGCGCGCGCUUUUAAAUUGUCGACCGUUCACCGUUAGGCACGGCUAAGUGGGUAUUGCCGCGCGCGUAACCCCGACCCGGCCCUAACCUAACCGUGCGCGCGACACGGUUCCCCGUUUACCAGCCAAUCUCUCGUCCAGCGUCACCCCGCGCGUCCCGGAAGACCGGGACCGUCAACGGUUUUCGACUCGUCGUACCGGUGUCCCGAAAAUAAAUUUCGGUUCGCCAACACGUCCCGGUUUCGCGAACAAAUUCGUAUUGAUUUAAUUUCGACAUUUUCCUCCGAACAAUGGCCGUAAUCGAGAGAUAACGAUACGGUUUUUUAACGUGUACGGUGUAAAACGAUAACGACGAUCAAACCCCCGCAGACAUAUCUGUGGACAAAACCUUUUAUUAUGUACCUAGCAGGGGCGCCGGUGUAUUUCGAAACGCCUGCGGCAAUUCUAUUUUGAGUCGAUACACCCACCCACUAACAAAAAUUAUUCUCUUCGAAACAACAUAAAGCAUUGAUUAUUAUAACAUAAUAUUGUAAAAUGUUUACGGUAAAACAGUAAAACCUAUUUUUCUUCACGUUAUACCCGCCUACAAACCGACUCGCCGAGCCCACCGAUUUAUUUACCAUUUAUGACAUUUGCCGUAGGCAAAACCAACUUUCGGCGCUUCUGAUGCCUGGUAUCCAAACUAGUUAUUAUAACUGUACAACAAUCAUGAUAAAAUUUAUCUUUUUAUUAUAAAUUUAUAAUUCGAAAAAAUAACAAAUACAAUUUUUUAGGUUGUACUGCAUCAGUUUAUAAGAUAAUAAGUAGGUUUUUUUUUUUUUUUUAAUCCGUAUAAACUAUAACAUAGCUGUCUAAUGCGAUUCGAUCAUAGUUUUAGUCUGUUUAUAUUAUUUUGUUUAUUUCUUUGCUUUAUGAUAUCAUGACAACCCUACAAACCUAUUAUUAUUAUUAUUAUUAUUAUUAUUGUUCCGCAAUAUAAAUACUACGAAUCCAGUCGGUUAGGUGUACCUGUACACGGUAUAUCUGUGUAAUGUAACGGCGGUAUGGUUAGGUACAGGUAUUAUACAGCGUGUAGGUAUGCGAUAUAGGUAUUAUACCCAUAUGCAUACGCGUAUAUAUAUUUAUGUACGAUUUCGCCUCGCUUGUACGGUGUUAUUUCGACUGUGCAACGCGUAAAAAUGUUUACGGGCAGCUGGUAGGCAUACACAUUAUUAUAAUAUGUAAAUUAUGCCCGCGUGCGUGUAUAUUAUUUUACGGUGUAAGAUUAAAAAUCAAAACUCGUCGGUUAUAUAGGUAUGUAUAUAUACAGCUCGCGCCCAUAUGGCAUUGCGGUGUCGCAUUUGCAGGCGCUGCGCGAGGCGUGGAUAAGUGGCGAAUAUUGUGUGCAGUUUGUAUUAUACAGACGACCGUGUUAUAAGGAAACAUAGGCCUAUGGCACGCGAUUGUUGUUCGCCCGGACGACGCUGGCGGCGAUGACGCUAAUGAUAAUGUUAUUAUGCCUACAUUAGAUUUUAAUUUAUUUUUUUUUUUUUUUUUAAGCCGCAUUUCACUAUUCCGGUAAGCGAUAUCGGUAUUAUAUUGCGAAAUCGUAAAUAUAUAUGUAUAUACGUAUAAAAUAUCUAUUAAUUAUGUAAUAAAAAAAAAAAAAAAAAAACAGCCCAUACGGACUAAGCGAACCGGACGAUAUAACAUUAUUAUAUAAUAUAAACAUUGUAAAAGACGGACAUGUUUCUCGCACCACGGGUAGGCCGCUCCCAAUGUUGUGUACGUGUAAAGUUUUAACUGGCAGUUAGUACUAUGCGACUGCCAGUAUAACUACCUAAAACAGUUAUAGCUACCUACUAAAAUAUUUGAUAUUAUAAGUAAAUAAGUAAGAUAAAAAAAAAAAUAACAAAAAAAAAAAAUCUUAGUACCUAAAGUACUCGUUCGUAUUAUAUAUAUAUAUAUAUAUAUAUGUAUAACAUUUUAAAAUAAUAAUACAAUUUUAUUUGAUCUACAAUAAUAGAGUUAUAAUGUUUUUAGUAAGUAUUCAUAACAGUAAUAAGACCUACAAACAAUGCAACAUUCAACGAUAAAAUUAUAUUUAUCUUCUUUUUUUUUUUUUUUUUUUUUUUUAAUUGUGAACACAAUACUACUAAACUGUCUUGACUUGUAUUACAAGUUAUAUCUAAUCAAUUGUAAAUCAAUACGUCAUUAACAAUAAUAAUUAAAGUUUAAUAGUUAUGUGUUAGUCUAUUACCUACUAUAUGUAUAGCACUAUAGUAACUAUAAUUAGCGUAGUAACAGGUACCCUUUACGGAAUUUGAAACAUUUUCUGAAGAGCAAAAAAAAAGACAGUCAUACUUCGCACGAUGGGUCACUGAUGUAGACGAGUAGUUGGAAAGGUAGGAUAGAGAGAAGAAUUUAAUAUAGGCAUAUAUAUAUAUAUAUAUAUAUCCGUACUCUACGAUUAGUCAUUACGAAAGAAAAACGAUUCUAAUCAGAGUUCGAUUAUGUAUUUUGUGAAAGGCUGUAAUAUUUACGAUUUUCGUCAAAAUUUGAUAUUAAAAUUCUCAUAAAAAAUCUGCAUUACACACAAUUUUUUUUUUUAGCUACAAUGCAUGACUUAUAUUGAAUUUCCAUUGGUUAAACCAAUGUUCAAGUAUUUCUGUUUGGUCUGAACAUUUUAUAGAUCUUUUAGACUUCUAUAGGGGAUGAUGUAAUAUCCACAUCACGCUAUUCUGAACAUUAAUAAUAGGUAUUAGGUAUUAUAAGUAGAUAUAGGAUGUUGAUGACCUAAAAAACUGCCAAAUAUGCCCCUCCCCCUCAAAUAAUGCUUUAAUGAUCUUAAGACUAAGCAUGAAAUACAUUUUUAGUUAUGUAUCAUUAUAUAGGGUAAAAGGAAAUAAUGUACAAAAGUCAUCAGCAAUAUAUCUCUACAUUUAUAACAGAUUAGGUACAUGAAGGAAAACAAAUAUUUGUUUAUUUGUUUCAAGUAGGUUCGGUUAACCUACUGUCCCGCCACCUGAAGUAUUAUCUCACGGCAUUUCCAGAUGGCGGGUGUAUUGCCGAUUCAGAAAGGAGAAAAAAAAAAGGUUAACCUACUGUUUUACUUUAUUCUGUAAUUUAUAUUAAGAUUUUAUUUGUUUCCGAAUUUAGAAUGAUUAUACGCAUUAGUUUCAUAAUAAGGACGAUUGUUUUAUUAGUAUUGUAUAAUAAUACAGUACCCUGGAAUAAGAAAAUUGAAUGUCUCGAGCGCCCUCAUUAUUAUUGAUAAUUGCUAAUGAAUUAUUCAAACAUGCGGUUACAUAAAAUUAAAUAUUUUGACCUUGAUAUGUCAGGGUAAUAAUAAUAAACUCUUUCAAUAAUCAGUCUCUGUGCAGUAUUCCACUUUAAAUAUUUUAUUUUUUUUUUUUUUUAAUUAAAAAACUUAAAAUAACUUAAACACUAGCUGUUAUGGAACAAUUGGAGAUAAUUUAAAAAUUAUAUAUUUUUAAAAAUGUUCCAAUUAAUAUUAAUCUAUAUUAAAAUUAAUAUAUCAUUUUAUUUUUUAAUGUAUAAAAUAAUUGUCCUCUAAAACAAUUUACGUGUGAUAUAUAAGUACCUAUUUCACAUAUACAGAGUGACCAAUCUAUUGUAAGACACUUAUUAUCUCGGAAAGUAUUAACUUUUUUGAGAAUUUUUUUAUAGACCAUUUAAUAAACAAGCAGUUUUAUACAAUUUUCCAUUUAUGUUAUUUUUUUUAUCCUUUUUUUUAGAAGUAAAACCACUAACCAACUACUUAACAACUACCUACAUUUGAUUUCAAAUGGCAACCUAUAUUAAAAAUAUUGACGAGAUAAUCCACUUUUAAGUUUGGGUCGGGGGAGAGUAGUGGUACAUUAAUAAAACGCUGCCCACGCCGUGCCGCCAUAAUGAAGAUUCUUCACUACUCUCCCUUAAUCCAAACUUACAAGUGAAAUAUCUCGUUAAUAUUUUUAACAUAAAUUGUCAUUUUCAAAUCAAAAAUUGGUAGUGAUUUUACCCACAAAAAUAAAGGUGAUAAAAAUAAUAUAAAUAUAAAAUUAUAGAACUGCUUGUUUCUUAGAUAUUCAAUAAAACAAAUGAAGAACAAAUUUAAUAUUUUCCUAGAUAAUGAGUGUCUUAUGGAAAAUUUAUCAACCUGUAUACAACGCUAAAAUAUAAAAUAUUUCAACUUGAUUUGUCUAAUAUAGCUGGUAAACGAGUCAUCGUUCCUAUUUUUUUAUCUACAACGUUUUCCAAAGGUUACAUUGUUUUGUUGAUGCGUAAUCAACUGUGUUGUAGAUGAAAUUAUAAAAUAAAUAUUGAAACUUAAACAUUUUACCUACUAUCGCACUAUGUUUAUAAUGAUAAUUAAUAAUAAAUAUUACUUCACAUCAUACGAACGAUUAUAUCAUUUUACGUUCUUACUCAAGUUAGCUACUAAUCUAGAGAAUCCUAAAUUCUUUUCCAAACACCUUUAAAUUAUAUUAUAAAGCCUCCAAAUAGACUUGUUAAUCGUAUUCGGUAUACUGUUAUAUACGGUAUACGGUUUAUUGUUUAAAAACUACCAAUAUUUACGUAGUUUAAAAAUUAGUUUAAGUACUCGUACUUAUAUUAAAUGAUCCAUUUAGGUGAGUACACUCAUUAUCUCGGAAAGUAUUAACUUUUUCAAAAAAUUGUUUAACAAUAAAUGUAAGAAAUAGGCAUCUUUAAGAAUGAAGAAAAUUUAACAUUUCAACACCAACAUUUAUUUAAACUAAUAGGUACCUACUUCAUUUAUUGAUCGAAUUUUUAAUAUACCUAAAGUAAUAACCUAUAGAUAGGUUAUCACUAAAAAUCCGAAUUAGGUAGUAGUUUCAUCACCGAAAACAAUGUGUGACAAAAUUAAUGGUAAUUUAACAUUGUAGAGCUGCUUGUUUCUUUAAGUAUAAAAAAAAAAAAGUUUUGAAAAAAGUUAAUACUUUUCGAGAUAAUAAGUAUGCCUGUUAAAUAGAUCACCGGAUAUGUAAAUAUCCAUACCAUAUUAUAUUGUUACAAAAAGCAGUUUCCGUAGAAAUUAACCUUUUUUAUUUCCACGGAAUGUGGCCCUUUUCCAUAAAUACCCGUUUCCACCAAUUUCCGCUAAAACAAUAUUCCUAUUAUACUAUGUAAAAAAAUACAUCAUCACCACAGAAGAAUGUUGCAGCGAAUAAUGCGAAACGUAUAUAAUAAUAAACGUGACUCAAUAUUAUACUCGCAAUACUUUAACUGUUCAAACGCAAUUAUUGAUAAAGAAAAACAUUGAAUCAUACCCUCGAAUAGAUAGGUUCUACCUUAAAUUUAAUAUCUAACAAACGGGACAUUAUAACAUUAUAUGAUAGAAUGGGCGUGAAAUAGAAGUUAAUUAUUAUCUAUAAUAUAUUACGAAAACAACAAAAUAAUAAAGUAAUAUUAUUGAGUUUGAAAAAUGAUAUCGAGAAAUAUGUAAAUAUUAUUGGCUACGUAUCGAUGAGUAAAGAUUAUGGGUAUAAUGUGUAAUUUAAUAAAUAUUUAUUUAUGUUAAUAAGUUAAAGCUAACUAAUAAUAUAAUAUAUGAGUCAUAUGCUUAUAAUAAAAUCAAGUGAAUAGGUUAUUGAUAUAUUUCGAACAGGAAAGUUCAAAACUAAAUUUCCAAAAUAAAAACCAAAACACCUAUCGAUAUUGGCAAAAAAAAAUCGAUACUACAUAAAUAACGUUUUAGGUGGACACGUUAAUUAUUAUAGUUAAUUAAAUAUAUUAAGGUAUUCUUGUUGUGUGCGAUCCACCGUACACUUGUCAUCUACUACGCAUCUAUACCGAUUCAUUUCCACCGAGUCGACAAUUAAAUUCUAUCCGAAGAGAUAAUUAUAUUUUAUGUAACAUAAAUAAUGGGCAAUAAUAAUUUGUAUACAAUGUUAAUUACGUAGACAAUAAGUACUAUUAUGUUUAUAAUUGAUUGUAUUUAGGCAUUCGAUUUGCACGUUUGUGUAUUAUUGAAUGAUGUUAACACUAGACUGUAUAUAAAUACUAUAUUAUACAUUUCUUUUUAUUAUUGUUUCAACAUUUAUGUAUUUAUUCAUUCAUUAGUUAAAUAUAAAAAGUCGUCCUAGGAUAAUGGGGACGAGUGCAGCCACUGUAUAAUAGGUAAUUUAAUGCAUGUAUCUAUAAGCAACGAUUGACCAUUGCUGUAACGAAAAAACGAUUCUGAGCGGAGUUCGGUUGAUAGUAUUGCUUUGUUAACAAUAUAUAUGUCAUAUGGUUAAGCACUUAUAUAUGCAUUAUAUAUUUUCUCUUUUAAUAUAUGUUUAAUAUUGUACCGAUUUUCCUGUUUUUCUUACGGGUUUUUCAUGUUUUUUCUGGUUUUUCCCAUUUAUUGGGAAAACUCUUGGGAAAAUAAAAAAAUAACUUCCAGUAAGUAUCAACCAAAGAAAAAUUUCUUUCAGAAAAAGGUAUACAUCAUAAAAAUCGAAGUGAGUUUUCUAGUACAAAAAGUGUUCAUAUAAAAAAAAAAUACAAACAAAUUAAACAUCUUUGUACUGUUAAUACAUUCCACGCUCCACUCCGAAUCUAAAAUAUGUAAUCGACCGCAUAUGAGAAUAAUAUAGGUAAGAAUAUCUAUAUUAUUAUAUAGUUUGAUUAAGACUGUGAAGUUGGCACCCGCUCCUUUGAAGCUAUCGCUUUCAAAUCAAUGUUAAUAUUUUACAACUGAUAUGCAAGAAAUAGCAAUGUUAAUUAUAGUUAAAUUUGCAACACCGCCCUUUUUCAGAAAAAUCCAAUUUUAACCAUAUCAAAUCUUGAACAGAGAACAAAAAUUACUCUGCGAGAUUGUAUUUCUGAGGUAUCGAAAGCUUGGAGAAGUGAUGUAACGUCCGAAACCAUAAAAAAAUGUUUCUUCAAAGCUGGAUUUACAAAUGAAAUUAUUGAAACCGAUAUUGAAAUACCAGAUGUACAACGAGAAUGGGAGUUAGUUCACUGCGAUGGCGUUACUUUAAAAGAUUAUUUGAAAAUUGAUGAAGAUAUCGCCGUAUAUGAAUCACUUACUGAAGAAAGUAUUGUAGAAGAAGUUAGAAAAAAAGAAAAUCCUGAUGAAUUUGAAGAAGAAGACGACGAAGAGGAACAUGCAGUAGAACAAUCCAAACUCACAGAAGAAGAUACAUUAAACGCUUUAUCAGUGGUAAGAAAUGGUUUUAGACAAGAAGCAAAUGUUCCCGAUGAAAUUUUUUUAAAACUUGACGAUAUAGAAACUUUUUACGAAAGAAGAACAAUUUUCAAAAAUAAUAAGCAAACAAAAAAAUAA